AUGGAAGCCUCCACCCUUUCCCGCAUCGGGCUCGCCGGCCUGGCCGUGAUGGGUCAGAACUUGGCCCUCAACAUCGCCGAGAAAGGAUUCCCGAUCUCCGUCUACAACCGCACCACUUCCAAAGUCGACGAAACCCUCCAGCGCGCGCAGAACGAAGGUCCCUUCCCUCUCUCCGGCCACUACACUCCUCGCGAUUUCGUCCUCUCCCUCCAGCGGCCCAGAUCUGUCAUCAUCCUGGUCAAAGCAGGGUCCCCCGUUGACCAGACCAUCGCCGCACUUUCCGAGCACAUGGAAUCCGGCGACUGCAUCAUCGACGGCGGGAACGAGUGGUACGAGAACACCGAGCGCCGGAUUCAGGAGGUGAGCAAUCGGGGUAUUCUUUAUUUGGGUAUGGGUGUCUCCGGCGGCGAGGAAGGUGCACGUAACGGCCCUUCCUUGAUGCCCGGUGGGUCUUUCGAAGCUUAUAAUAACAUCAAGGAUAUCCUAGAGAAAGUAGCUGCUCAGGUUGAGGAUGGUCCUUGCGUUACUUAUAUUGGGGAAGGUGGAGCUGGGAAUUUUGUGAAGAUGGUUCACAAUGGGAUUGAGUACGGCGAUAUGCAGCUCAUCUCUGAAGCUUAUGAUGUGUUGAAGAACGUGGGCGGGUUGUCGAAUGAGGAGCUUGGUGAGAUUUUUGGGGAGUGGAAUCGAGGGGAGCUCGAGAGCUUCCUGAUUGAGAUCACUUCCGACAUUUUCAAGGUUAAAGAUGAUCUUGCCGAUGGGGAGUUGGUGGAUAAGAUUCUGGAUAAGACUGGGAUGAAGGGUACUGGUAAAUGGACGGUUCAGCAGGCUGCUGAGCUCUCUGUUGCUGCACCCACCAUUGCUGCUUCUUUGGACUGCAGGUACUUGAGUGGGUUGAAGGAAGAGAGGGAGAAUGCUGCAGAGAUUUUGAAGGAGGCUGGAUUGAAGGAGGAAGUUGGAGCUGUGAAGAGUGGCAUUGAUAAGAAGAGGUUGAUUGAUGAUGUGAGGCAGGCAUUGUAUGCUUCCAAGAUUUGUAGCUAUGCACAAGGGAUGAAUCUCUUGAGGGCCAAGAGUAUCGAGAAAGGCUGGAACCUGAAUUUGGGAGAGAUGGCCAGGAUUUGGAAAGGCGGGUGUAUUAUCAGGGCAGUGUUCUUGGACAGGAUCAAGCAGGCUUAUCAGAGGAAUCCAAACUUGGCUAGCUUGAUUGUUGACCCAGAAUUCGCCAAGGAGAUGGUUCAGAGGCAAGCGGCCUGGAGAAGAGUUGUGGGUACGGCCAUCUCAGCAGGGAUCAGUACACCUGGAAUGUGUGCUUCUCUUGCUUACUUCGACACUUACAGGCGUGCUAGACUGCCAGCCAAUCUUGUCCAGGCUCAGAGGGACUUGUUUGGGGCACAUACUUAUGAGAGGGUCGAUCGCCCUGGUGCGUUCCAUACCGAAUGGACAAAACUCGCUCGCAACAGCAAUGCUGCUGGUGUGCAUGCUUUGAACUAA
This is a messenger RNA of Linum tenue, 1488 nucleotides long. Lineage: Eukaryota; Viridiplantae; Streptophyta; Magnoliopsida; Malpighiales; Linaceae. The record is from the annotation of a GenBank genome assembly.